Molecule: messenger RNA, 1087 nt
Organism: Dacryopinax primogenitus
Lineage: Eukaryota; Fungi; Basidiomycota; Dacrymycetes; Dacrymycetales; Dacrymycetaceae
Exons: 4
Coding region: 1-1023 (340 amino acids)
Source: RefSeq, a predicted model, not a curated record
AUGAAUGGUGUGGGGCAGACAGUGCCUCUCGAUCAAUACAACUACGCUCUUACCAACUUUCGAAUUGCCCACGAUGAAGUCGAAAAACAACGCCGCCAGCUCGAAGAACAAGAACGGCAAGUCGCCGCGCUCCGAGAGCGGAUCGCCACGCUCGAAGGCGGGCAGCUGAACCAAGGUCCGAAAGUGAACAACAGGGGAACGUCAACCGUCGAUGAUCAGUCUAUCCGGCAAGCCGCGUCCAGACUGGCAGCACACAUGAACCGCUGGGCAGCGGAGAUCGUCCGCGCCCCCCCUGUCCCGCUGAACGAGAUCCGGGAUGCGAUCCUGACGGACCUGUACGGCUACCAAGUCAAAGAAGCCAAUGCGCCCGCGUCGAUCCAAGUUCAGAACCUCCUCCGGCACAUUUUGAGCGAAGCGAUUGCGGAAGGGAUCAUCAAUUGCCUUAUUGUUACUAACUCUACCGAGGCGAAUAUACAUCUUACGAGGAUUCACGACCAGCUGUUUUCCCGAGACCCACUAGUCGCCUGCGUAUGGCGCCGUCAAACCUUCUCAGCAGCAGUCGAAUCCUUCACGCCCGAGCUAGCACAAACGAUCCUGAGCGAAAACCUGCAUUCCCUAGGAAUGCUCCUCUCCCGCCCCGGGUUAGAAAAGGCGUUCCAAGACCUGCACGAGAUCCUCAAUGCUGCCUACUCUUUUUCCCGCAUGCUGCAUGCUGGCCAAGCGGGCGGAGGAGGAAUGGACGCGUUUUAUCGCGCGUUCGUGCCUGAGCUUGGGCACCCGCUGGACCCGGGCCAGCUGGAACUGACGAGGAGAUGUAUGAAGAGCGAGAGGGGUGAGGUCGACCUUGUGGGCGCGACGGUAUUUCCGGGAUUGGUGAAGGUCACUCUGGCCGCGGCCCGGGGUAAGGAGGGGGAGAAUACGAUCGCCACGGUCGUUAAGCGAGCGCAGGUGAUUUGUCAGUGUGCGCUGGUGGGAGUGCCUACGCCUCAGCCGACACCAGCGAAUGGGCCGCCGCCUGCUUGAGCUGUACCUGCCGGUGUAGCUUUUCCUGUAGAUGACAAUUCUCUGUUUAACGGACUAGAUCAAU